UUUUGCGAUCUUGCACGUCCAUCAAAACAACCCAUCUCUCUCUCUCUCUCUCUCUCUCUCUCUCUCUCUCGCCUUCGAGAGUACUAGCAGUUAAGCACCCAAGCAACUUCGAUGGAUCAGUUGCCGAAAUGUGGAGCUAAUUAUACCCCUCUCACCCCUUUAACUUUCUUGAAUAGAGCCUCUAAGUUUUAUGCCGAUCGUACGUCUGUGAUAUAUGAGCGCACCCGCUUCACAUGGCGGCAAACCUACGAGCGUUGCUGCCGCCUUGCUUCCUCUCUUCGUGCCCUUAACAUACUCAAGAACAAUGUUGUAUCUGUGUUGGCUCCUAACAUUCCAGCCAUGUACGAGAUGCAUUUUGCAGUGCCUAUGGCUGGGGCUGUGCUCAACUCCAUCAAUACCCGGCUUGAUGCUAAAACCAUAGCCACCAUUCUCGGACACUCUGAAGCCAAGGUCUUCUUUGUGGACUGCCAAUUCGUGCCGCUGGCACGCGAGGCUCUCCGCUUACUCAUGGCUGAUUCUAAGCAUUCUCUGGGAGCCGAGUCGUCCAUCCCCUUGGUGAUUGUCAUCGAUGACAUUGACUCACCCACUGGCGUCCGGCUAGGCGAGUUAGAGUACGAGCAACUGGUCCAAAAGGGCAAUCCAAGGUACCUUCCCGGCGAGCUCGAGGAUGAGUGGGAUCCAAUUGCUCUGAAUUAUACGUCAGGAACAACAUCUGAACCUAAAGGAGUGGUGUACAGCCACAGAGGUGCCUACCUUAGCACGCUCAGCCUAGUUCUGGGAUGGGAAAUGGGAAGUGAGCCUGUCUACCUGUGGACACUUCCAAUGUUCCAUUGCAAUGGGUGGACCUUCACUUGGGGCAUUGCGGCACGCGGCGGCACCAACGUGUGCCUGCGCAACGCCACAGCUUCGGGCAUCUACCGUAGUAUUGCCAUGCACAAGGUUACACACAUGUGUUGCGCGCCCAUCAUUUUCAACACCCUCCUCCAGGCAGAACCGAAGGAGCAAGGCCAGCAGAUCAUCACCUCCCCUGUCCAAAUACUCACCGGAGGAGCACCCCCGCCGGCAGCUUUGCUUGAAAGAAUAGAGCCGCUCGGGUUCCACGUCACGCAUGCUUAUGGCCUGACGGAGGCAACCGGACCGGCCCUGGUGUGCGAGUGGCAGGAAAAAUGGAAUCAACUGCAGCGCGACGAUCAGGCCAAACUCAAGGCACGUCAAGGUAUUAGCAUACUGACGCUGGCCGAUGUGGACGUGAAGGAUUUGAAAACAAUGGCCAGUGUGCCCCACGAUGGGAAAACUUUGGGGGAGAUAGUCCUGCGAGGAAGCAGCAUCAUGAAGGGCUACUUCAAGGACCGAAAGGCCACGUUCAAAGCGUUCAAGGAUGGCUGGUUCUUAACAGGUGAUGUUGGGGUCGUACAUCCAGAUGGGUAUUUGGAAAUCAAGGACAGAUCCAAGGACGUAAUCAUAUCUGGAGGCGAAAACAUUAGCAGCGUAGAAGUGGAGUCGGCGCUAUAUAAGCACCCAAGGGUGCUGGAAGCCGCCGUGGUGGCAAUGCCGCACCCUCACUGGGGAGAGAGCCCUUGUGCGUUUGUUGCCCUCAAGAAGAAUUCGGCAGGCAGAACCGACGACGUGAGCGAGGCAGAGAUCAUCUCCUUUUGCAGGAAGAAUCUUCCCCAUUUCACGGUUCCAAAGAAAGUGGCGUUCUUGGUCGAGCUGCCAAAGAACUCGACGGGAAAGAUUCUGAAAAAUGAACUGAGGGCUGAAGCAAAGCACCUUGUUGUCUCCGAGAAUCGUUCAAACGAAUCCAGCCCAGACCAUUCUCAAGUACGGGUUCCCCGGUAUGGCGACCAGAUUCUGCAGGCCUUGUCCCGCCUCUGAAAAAUUUAAGAAAUUCCCAAUAAAUUAAAGCUGUACAGUGUUCUUAAUUGCUAAUAUGAUCUGUAUAUUAUGGUUUUAAGUUAAUGGGGGGAGACUUUCCGAGAUAUCUUGAAAGAGCACAUAUAAGUAACAAGAACUGUAGUAUUGAUUUCCAGUUUAUUUUUCUACCAAGUUUUUAUUCUCUUAUUUAAACCAAGACCUCGAGAGUUUAAAAAAAAAUACAUGAAAUAAACUAGAUCUAUAUUAUUUCUC
Carya illinoinensis is the source of this 2127-nucleotide messenger RNA. RefSeq names its product trans-cinnamate:CoA ligase, peroxisomal-like. The transcript has 2 exons. The record is from RefSeq and is a predicted model, not a curated record. The coding region runs from base 112 to 1875 and encodes 587 amino acids. Lineage: Eukaryota; Viridiplantae; Streptophyta; Magnoliopsida; Fagales; Juglandaceae.